AUGGAGGAAUACUUGCAAUACAUGAAAACUCUUCGCACUCAGAUGAACGAUGUUGAAGAUCAAGCGGCGAAGAUUUCUGUUGAGGAGCAAAUGCAAAUUACUACUAUUCACACUCUCGAGAAAGAUCUCAACUCAGCGAAAUCGGAAACGAAGCGAGUUGUGGAGGAGACUGAUCAAUUGGUUAAGAGUAAAGCUGAAAUAUGCUCUAAAAUUUUGGAGUUGCAGAAAAGAAUUACCUCUUUGGAAUCUGAUUCCUUCAACUUGUCCCAGACUUUGGAACUUACUCGACAAGAGAAAAGCAAUUUUACAGCAAAAGUGCUUGAAAAGAGGGCGUAUUAUGCCAAGGUUGUUGAGGAUAUGAACUCUAAAUUGCAAGAACAGAAGGACUGGCUGGAUAAUAAACGGCGUAAUGAGGGAGAUGAGGACAAGAUGCUUUUGCUGGAAAAAUUGCACACUGCACAAUCUAAGCUUGAUGAGGUUAUCUCUGCAAAAACCAAACUGGUUUCAGAAAACAUUGAGUUGAAGCAAUCCAUCGAGCAGUUAAAGAGUGAAAUAAAUAAUCUCAAGCCAGAGUUAAGUGCCACAGAAGUGAUUACGCUGGAAGAGGAACACAAGGCUCUCUUGUCUGAGAAGAAUGGGGAAAUGGAGUACAUGCAGAGUUUGCAGAACCAACUCGAGAAACUAAGGGUACAUGUCAAAAUGCCUUUUAACUUCUCUGCAGUUGCAUGUUUGCUAAAAUAUACGUUGUUUGCUUUUAAUUAUUAUGUACUGAUAAAAGAUGGCAUGAUCAUAAAUGUCAAGGUGUACUGA
Molecule: messenger RNA, 810 nt
Organism: Chenopodium quinoa (quinoa)
Lineage: Eukaryota; Viridiplantae; Streptophyta; Magnoliopsida; Caryophyllales; Amaranthaceae
Product: centrosomal protein of 128 kDa-like
Exons: 9
Coding region: 1-810 (269 amino acids)
Source: RefSeq, a predicted model, not a curated record